GUAUGUGUCUGUGAGCGUGUGGUGUGUGUGUGCGUGUGAGUGCGGGUGUCUCCAGUACCUAGCCAAACUCAACCCCUCCACCUGGGCCCUAUAUCCCCAACAUGUGUACCCCUCUCCUAUGCCCCGGAGCCGGUACAGCCACGCCACGCUGCCCCGGAGAGGUCUAGAAAGCUGGUCAAUAACUUUGCAGACGGAUGAGCUCUGAGCAGCCAGAGGAGACUGGGGCUGUCAACGCUGCCCCCCUGUCCUGCCAGCUUGGAUCCCCUCACAGGCUCCUCCUAGGCUCCCGACCAGAACGCUGACCAUGGAACCCUGAAGUGGCUCUCACUUCCUUGAGCUCAGUGGCAGACCCCACCACCCCAGGCCCUUCCUGCCCCUCCCGCAACCAGCUUUCAGGCUCCCAGAGGGAGGGGUGGGGAGGGGAUCCUGAUCUCACAGGGCGAGGGGCAUCCGUCAUGAUGCUCAACUCAGACACCAUGGAGCUGGACCUGCCUCCCACCCACUCUGAGACCGAGUCAGGCUUCAGCGACUGUGGGGGCGGGGCGGGCCCUGACGGGGCGGGGCCGGGGGGGCCGGGAGGGGGUCAGGCUCGCGUCCCGGAGCCAGGAGAGCCGGGCCGGAAAGACCUGCAGCACCUGAGCCGUGAGGAGCGGCGGCGCCGGCGGCGCGCCACAGCCAAGUACCGCACGGCCCACGCCACGCGGGAGCGAAUUCGCGUGGAAGCCUUCAACCUGGCCUUCGCCGAGCUGCGCAAGCUGCUGCCCACCCUGCCCCCCGACAAGAAGCUUUCCAAGAUUGAGAUCCUGCGCCUGGCCAUCUGCUACAUCUCCUACCUGAACCACGUGCUGGACGUCUGAACACUGCCUGCCUCCCGCCCUGGAUUCACUC
Delphinapterus leucas (beluga whale) is the source of this 888-nucleotide messenger RNA. The record is from RefSeq and is a predicted model, not a curated record. Lineage: Eukaryota; Metazoa; Chordata; Mammalia; Artiodactyla; Monodontidae.